Messenger RNA from Candidozyma duobushaemuli, 1275 nucleotides. It is a transcript of the gene ERD1, whose product is annotated as Erd1p. Lineage: Eukaryota; Fungi; Ascomycota; Pichiomycetes; Serinales; Metschnikowiaceae. The transcript has a single exon. The record is from RefSeq and is a predicted model, not a curated record. Gene Ontology annotation, cellular component: cytoplasm; membrane. Bases 1 to 1275 code for a protein of 424 amino acids.
AUGUUCGACGAGAUUAAAUUCAACCACAUUGUUCCCCUUCCGUUCCGGAUCCUCCUAUUGGUCCAGCUCGGUAUCCACCUAUGGUAUGCAAUAGUAUGGUACUGCUUCAAGAUACACGGUAUCAACGUGUUGGCGUUACUCAGCCUUUCCUAUUCUCCACAUAAGUACCAUCAAAGGUCCUUCAUUGAUGAGUCUCAAUAUGGCGAAUACGCUACUGUGGCACCAGCCGACAUAUCAGAAAAUCAGCAUUUACUCAAUGGCAUCAACCGAAACAUAAAAGUGACACUGUUGCCAAACUUCAGUGGCCUUGCCGUAUACUGGAUGGCUGCUCUCUUUGUCGAUGACGACUCCACCACGCUUUUCUUUUUCAGAGCAAUUGUGCCCACCAUCCUCCUCAUCCAUACAAUUUAUAGAUUCUUUCUACAGCGAGGAACGAUUGGUACUGUCCGCAUGAGCACCACCAUCAGAAGGAUUCUCUUUGGAGAUAUCAACUCAUCCACCAUGAGGACAAACGAUAUUCUCAUAUCCGACUCCUUGAUCUCAUACGCUAAGGUCAUCAACGAUUGUGGCAUGUUUGUGUGGAAGACCUAUAUACCCACGGAGCUGAACUACAACACUGAGGUGGAGACUUUCAUGCUUGCAAUGCCAGCUCUCAUUCGUAUGAAGCAGUGCUGGUUCGAAUACCUGCUGACAAAGCAAAAACUGCAUUUGUUCAACUUCAUCAAGUACUCCAUUGGGCUCGGACCUGUCAUCAUAAACCUCCUCAUUAAGCUCCGCAUGGAACGCCUCACGGAAGACUCUGACGUGUCUGCUCAAUUAAACAUUCUCAAUCGCUGGUGGUACGUUCUUUCAACUUUGAGUGCAUCAUACCUGUUUUUCUGGGAUGUCAAGAUGGACUGGGGAUUCAGUGCUUUUGAUAUCUUGCUCAACCAGAACGGGUCCAGCUGGGUCAUUUUGCGAGAACCCAACAAGCUUGUUUACAAUAAUACCGCAGCUUACUUGCUCAUCAUUGCCUUGGACUUUGUGCUUCGCUUCAUCUGGUUCCUCAAGCUCUUCGUUAUCAAGGAGACGGAAGUCAGACUUGGGCUCAAAAACAAAGUUGGCAACUUCUUAUUCGGUCUUGACUUCUUGUCGCUUGGUUUCGCCUUGCUCGAAUUCCUCGAAAUUACUAGAAGAUGGCUCUGGUGCUUCCUCAAGCUCGAAAGUGACUUGGUCAAGCUACAGUAUGGCGAUGCGAGUAACGCCCUUCCCCUAGCGUCCGUCAAAAUCGGUUGA